This is a messenger RNA of Cyphomyrmex costatus, 3882 nucleotides long. RefSeq lists its product as uncharacterized. The record is from RefSeq and is a predicted model, not a curated record. Gene Ontology annotation, molecular function: calcium-dependent cysteine-type endopeptidase activity. NCBI's taxonomy places the organism in Eukaryota, Metazoa, Arthropoda, Insecta, Hymenoptera, Formicidae. Gene Ontology annotation, biological process: proteolysis.
UCCAAACGGAAAAUAUGUUGUAAGAUUACAUUACAUGGGGUGCUGGCGUCGCAUCCUAGUAGACGAUAUCAUUCCUGUGGAUAAAAACGGCAAGCUCCUUUUACCAAGCACAUCCAACAACUUCGAAUUAUGGCCGAUGCUUCUCGCUAAAGCAUUGCUCAAACUGGCCUCAUUGACUUGGAUCAGACACCGCGAGAUCGUCGACUUCCAUCCAAUCACUUGUUUUACAGGCUGGACCUGCUUGACAAUGAACAUCGCACAUCUGACGUUACAAGACAAAUGGGAUUUCCUAAUGAAAUAUUCCGAACAUUUUGAGUGGACUUCGCAAACUGCACAAGAUUAUAUUUCAAAAAACUCUGUGAAUAUGAUCAACGAGACAAAGAAACUCGGAGAAACUCCGCAGUCGCUUACUAUCGAAGUCAAGAAAUCUCAACCAAUCGCACUUUUCCUUCUCUUGGACGAUAUACAAGCACUCGGAAGCGAUGCAGUGCCUGGUCUGUCGCCUUGCUGGGAUCACAUAAUUCAUAUCAUCCAGUCGCGUGAUAUUCCUCUAGAUCCUAAAGAUGUAAAACCGCCAUUAGCAAAGUGGAAAUUUCAUCGCUGGUUAAAAUGGGCUGUUUCGCGAAAUAUGAUCGAUCCUGCCGACUACUUCGUCCCGAUUCGUUACUUGAAAGUGAUCAGUCCUCUCAAGGAGUGCAACAGGAGCGUUGUUCGUGAUAAAAGUGACGUUGCAGGAAACUUGAUCUCUUCAAACGAGAUCGAGCGGUCUGAUAAAUUUACUCGGAGAAUAAUGAGAUCUCAGAGAAUAUCAGAUUUGCCCACCGCAUCGAAAGAAAAAGCAACGGAAGACGUCAAUCGAUGGAUCGACUUCAACAAGAUGACCUCAUAUGUGACGGAGGUAUAUUUGUUUUACAAGCUGGAAUACUUCCAGCAAUCAAUUCAAGUAACAGACGACUUAAGGGUAGCCAAUGAGAAUCAUAAAUCAGAAGCAGCAAAGGCUGCUUCAAUAAAAGAAACUGGAAAGGAGACAACAGACACUUACAACAAUAUUGGCAAGAUUCAAAAAUCCAGAUACAAACCUCUUUAUUUAUUCUGCGAUUCCCCAAAGAAAAAAUUUUUCUUGAUCAAUCUUUACGCCGCACCGAAGAAGAGAAACGAUUUGCAAAAGAAGGAUUACUUAAUCUUAGAAAAGUACAACUGGUUUAUUACAUCGAAUUUAUCGGAUCAAUCGAUAAUCAUUUCUACAACUGGCAACAAGUCAACUAUUGUGGAAUUGGAAGUUGGCAGGCAACUUUUGCAGAUUUACAGUCGUUUGGACUCAGGUCUGAUGAUUAUUUCUUCAGAUAUGAAUUUUUAUCUCGGAGAUCGGGCGACUGUGCAACAACUGAUGACCACAGAGUCUUGUAGAAUCGAAGAGAUAUCGAAAAUAAUUAGCGAUAACCUCUGUAAAGCUUAUCGAUCGUUUGGAACAAGUAAUUAUCCAGCAAUGUUAAAAAACUUUUACCAAAGCUACAUGCCUAACUUGCAGUUUGCUUCUUCAAGAGAAAAUAAAAAUUUUCGGAAGCUAAUACACCAUUUCUUUAUGGAAGAACAAGUUCAAUUAAUCAGGAAGAUUGUUUCCGACGAAGAACUAGGAGACAUUCUUCACUCUUUAAGAAUAUUUUUUUUAAAUCCUCAUAUACAUAUUAGAUCAGAAUCUUUUGAUUUAAUAACAAAUGAAAAAACUCUUCAAGAUCUUACAAUAAGAAAAACUUCGAAAAUAUGGUUUUCCACAUCAAGCAAUUGUGAAGAAGUUUUAAAUCAAGCUGCAACUACAAUUCAAUCCUUUCUCAAGAUGGCUCUCGUCAAGGGAUAUAAAGAACUUCAUAAUCCUAAUCAUGCUCUCCAUACACAGAUUCGUGAACGACUCUUGAAGAUAUCGUAUCUAUUUGAUGUAUCUCUCGCAAGUCGGUUACUAAGAAAUGUCAUUAGUCAUCAUGAUAACCUGCGUGAUCUGUAUCCCUGUUCCGAAGACUUCAUACAUGUUCUGAAUAUUCAGGAGUGCAAAGGUGUCCUGAGAAACAUCAGGCACGAACAGUACUUUCCAAUUACCAGACUCGUCGUGAAUCCUAAGCCCACAAAGAUGGUACUCGUCGCCUUCGAAUUGCUAAUCGAUCUCCCUCGUUUUGCGCUACGUGUCUUUAACAACCAAAAUGGACACGAGAUGACGCGUCUCGUGAACCACGUGGUCCCAACUCAUUACGAAUAUGUUCCGGAUGGUUACACGGUGUUCGCUUACAGCUGGAGCGAUAAGCAGCAUUUUAAAGAGCUCGACUGGACAAUUCGUAUGAUUACCAUAAAAGGUGACCCAAUGCUCUGUCAACUGGAUGAGCAGCAACCUUUGUCCUUCGAGAGCGAAUCACCAAGACUGAUAAUCAACGAAUUAAUUGGUACUUAUAUCCCAAACGCGAGAAAUUGUAUCUCUCGUUGGGUUCUAUGGCUACCAAUGACUUCAGAAGAAAGCAUCAUUUCAAUAAGAUUAACAACCUCUUAUAGCCUAACAGAAAUCAAAAUAAAAGUUGUCGAUGAAGAUGACAACAUUUUGAUUGACGUGGACGGUGGUUCAACGGUAUUAUUACCCUUAGUGAUUUUAAAACAUAUCGCUAGAAAUGAAAAAGAUUAUGGAAUUGAGAACAAUAGUCAAGAUAUUAGCAAAGAGACGAAAAAUGAGGAGAAAAAAAGAUUAUAUUAUAUAGAGGCUUUUGUACUCAAUAACAGUUGGCCCCUGACGGAUAUCGAGUGGAUAGUCGCGAACCAGGCAAAGGUGAAAAGAGUGGUAGAUAUUAAAACAAAGAUACAGUCCGAGAAUAAAGCAUCAUCGAGGUCAGGUUUGUUGACGGUGGGGAAGGAUACAAAGCAAAUCGCAAAUGAUGGCCAAGCUUUGGAACCACCAUAUUGGAUUCUUCAGGUUGUUACAGAUGCUCAGGACGCUGUUGAGAUCUGUGAAGACAAAAAUAAAGAGCAAGAAAUAAUACUGUUGAAAGAAUCAUGGUGGUCGAAGGAUCCAACUCGACCUGAACGUGGAAAGAUCUUGCGAGAAACUUUUUUAAAUAAACAUUUCUUCAAAAUUGAAUCUGAUAUAUCUUUGACGUAUCAAAACAGAAUAGAAUUGAAAUUAAUAGAAGACGAAGAUAUGGAAUAUUGUCUGUCGCAUACAAGACAAUAUCGAACCUUGAAGUCACCGGAAUCUUAUCACUAUCUACCUGCUUUGGAUCUGACAAGAUAUAUGAAAAGAAAUGAGAUCGCGAAGUAUCAGCGAAUAAACACAAAGAGUGACGAUGAAAUAUUAAAAAAUCAACAUACUGCCAUCAUCAUCGACGAUCAGAUAAAUUAUUCUGAUUAUUUGAAAAAUUUGGAUGACCUAAUGAAUAUGCAAUUACGGAAACACUUAAAGCACUUCGGAAAAAAGAAACAAAAAUUCUGGCAGAGAAGGUCCUUCGUGGACGCUGUUUACGAAACAAGAAAGAUCUACAUUAAUAGUUUGAUAGAGAAAGCAGAAAGUAAAGCGAUUGGGAAGAAGAAUUAAGAAUAUUCUAUUUUACGAACUUUCCAGCAAGAGCCGAAUAAAUGCUACUUCAAGAACGCUGUUCACUUGAAGAAGCGCAUUCACGAUCUAUCUUUUAAUAACGUCUCUCUGGCUGCCUAAGAAAGAAAUAACAGCGAUCCUGAUUUUUCAUCCGGGACCAGUCCACAAGUCUAGCAAGAUUAUUAUGAAACUAUGAGAAGAGGCAUCUACGAGAGAGGGUGCUUCUAGAUGAAUGUACACUGUACAGUGAACGCGAUAAACAACCUCGGAUACUGGUGACGUACUUAUCAUCAAAAAUAUUAUCGUCCCUUUUCUAA